UAAUUUCUUUGUAUUCUUUUGUUCAGGUUUUGGAGGGAUCCAAUGUUUUGUUAUAUUCCUUUUGUAAUCGAAGUCUAUCCUUAAUUGUUGUUUUCUUUUCCUGUUUCUGAUCUUUCAGUAUUUUUUUCCAUUUCUGUUGACCUCGGCAUUGAAAUUAUUCAUGAGUGUUACGUCUGUAAGUAUGAGUCGGUGUCUGGACCAGUUCUAGUAAUAUUUCUGCUAUGUAAUGGUUUGGGAUUGAAGUGCAGAGGAUUCCGCAAACGAAGGGAGAUAACAUUUCUAUUUGCGAUUGGAUCUAACCCAAGUAACUCAUUGCUUUGGACCUCUCCAAUGUUAUAACCCCUCCGCGGGAACUGUGUUUCUGCUCUUUGCUUCUCAUCUACCAAUAGUGCAAGUUGAAGAUGGUAUAUGAGGAGGUCCUAAAGGCUGUAUUUCCCCUACUGGAUGGGAAAGACCUGGCUUCCUGUAUGCGGGUAUGUCGGCAGUGGAGGGACAUAGCCAGAGAUGAUUAUUUCUGGAAAUGCCUCUGUGUUAAGCGAUGGCCUUCUAUCUGCAAGAGACCUACCCCUCCCCCUCUGACCUACCAGAAGUUCUACCGAACCUUCUAUAAACGCCAUAGCCGCAGAAUGCUCCUUCCCCCAAGGCUUUCCUUUGAUGAUUUGGAAUUCUACAUUGACAUCUGGGCAGAAGAGAGGAUAAUUUUUUCAGAAGUGAUCACUGGCCCUGUUCUUCGAACUGGAAUCAAGACCUUGCCGGCUGGCAUUUCUGAGAUGCUGAAGUUUCACUUGGAGGGCCCAGAAUACAAGAUGACAGUCCCUGUGGAACCAAGGCUUACUGUACCUCUAAGCCAGACUGUCAGCGUUUCUGUACUUGUAGGCCGCAGGGAUACCAACAAGGUUGCAUGCAUUAUCAACAAAGCACUGUUUGAUUACAUUGAUCGGACAGCAUACAGAGCCCUCGCCUUUGAUUAUCUAGACUUCUCGCCAAUUUAUCCGUUUGUCUCAGGUAUUCGAGCUUGGAUAUCCUUGCUGUUCAUGGAAGAUGGUAAGGAUGGGGUCAUUGAUGUCUUCGGUAUUGAGAUGGAUUUCUGUGACGCUGCAAACUCAGAGGAAGAAGUUCUGUGGCUCUUGGAUAUGCUUGAUUGGAAGUGAGAUUUAAUCGUUCAUGUGUAUCUAUUUCUGUCUAGUGUUGCGGGGCUGUGCAAUGUGAACAGUUUACCAUGUCAAUAUCUUGUUCAAUUGAGGACUUUGUAUAUAUAUAUCCUAUUUAUUGCAAAUCUCCCUCUCUUUCUCUCUC
Nelumbo nucifera (sacred lotus) is the source of this 1296-nucleotide messenger RNA. RefSeq names its product F-box protein At5g39250-like. Gene Ontology annotation, molecular function: protein binding. The record is from RefSeq and is a predicted model, not a curated record. NCBI's taxonomy places the organism in Eukaryota, Viridiplantae, Streptophyta, Magnoliopsida, Proteales, Nelumbonaceae.